AUGAAGGGAAGAGGAAAUGUUACUGAGAUCACCGAAUUCAUCCUCCUGGGAUUCUCAGAUUUCCCCAGAAUCACAGCACUGCUCUUUGUCAUAUUCCUUCUCAUCUACAUCACAACUCUGACUGGGAACUUGUGCCUCAUUGUUUUAAUAAGGAUGGAUUCCCACCUCCACACCCCCAUGUACUUCUUCCUCAGUAAUCUGUCCUUCGUAGACCUCUGCUAUGUCACCUCCACAGUCCCUAAACUGCUUGUCAGUUUCUUCCAGGAAAAGAAAACUAUCAGCUUUGCUGCUUGUGUAGUUCAGGACUUCUUCUUUACAAUGCUGGCAAUGAGUGAAUCUUGCCUCAUGACGGCCAUGGCCUAUGACAGGUAUGCUGCCAUUUGUAACCCACUGCUCUACGCAUCCAUCAUGUCACCCAACCUCUGUCUUCGGAUGGUGAUGGGAUGCUAUAUGGCAGGAUUCACAGGUACUUUAUCUCAGAUUUGUGCCUUGCUGAAGCUCCACUUCUGUGGACCUAAUGUCAUCAGGCACUUCUUCUGUGACAUAUCGCAGAUCAUACAUCUAUCCUGCACUGAUGCUUUCUUUGCAGAAGUCCUGAUUGCAAUAUUGGCAACAAUCUUUGGAAUAAUGAAUGCCUUGGUUAUCAUGACAUCCUAUUUCUAUAUCAUCUUGUCCAUCGUGAAGAUCACAUCCACUAAAGGCAGGUCCAAGGCAUUCAACACCUGUGCUUCUCACCUGACAGCUGUUUCCCUCUUUUAUAUUUCAGGUGUUUUUGUCUAUAUACGUUCCAGUUCUGGGGUUUCCUCCAGCUUUGAGAGAUUCGCUUCCAUGUUCUAUAUUGUGGUGAUUCCCAUGUUGAACCCUUUGAUUUACAGUCUGAGGAACAAGGACAUUAAAGAUGCAAUGAAGAUGUUGUGGAGAAAGACAUGCACAUGCUAA
Messenger RNA from Nannospalax galili (Upper Galilee mountains blind mole rat), 939 nucleotides. RefSeq names its product olfactory receptor 5AN1-like. The record is from RefSeq and is a predicted model, not a curated record. Gene Ontology annotation, molecular function: odorant binding; olfactory receptor activity; G protein-coupled receptor activity. The coding region runs from base 1 to 939 and encodes 312 amino acids. Gene Ontology annotation, cellular component: membrane. Lineage: Eukaryota; Metazoa; Chordata; Mammalia; Rodentia; Spalacidae. The transcript has a single exon. Gene Ontology annotation, biological process: G protein-coupled receptor signaling pathway; sensory perception of smell.